CUCCGGGGCGGGGAGAGGUGGCAGUUGAGUCCUCCCAUAUCCCAGCAGGCAGUGCAGUCUGGAGACUCUGACAAAGGAGCAGGGAGCAGUCGCAGCUGCUUUCCGAGGAGCCAGUGUUGCUGAGAUUGCCAAAAUGCUUUGGAGUUUUUAACUGAAUCUAAGAAAGUCCAAAAUAGACUUGAGACUGUAAAGACAGAAGCUGCAGCAAGGGGGAUACAGUGCCAAUGCAUCAACAAAAAAGACAACCAGAGUUAGUGGAAGGGAAUCUUCCUGUCUUUGUGUUUCCCACGGAGCUAAUAUUUUAUGCAGAUGAUCAGUCAACACAUAAGCAAGUGUUGACUCUGUACAAUCCCUAUGAGUUUGCCUUAAAGUUCAAAGUUUUGUGUACGACUCCAAAUAAGUAUGUUGUCAUUGAUGCUGCUGGUGCAGUGAAGCCACAGUGCUGUGUGGAUAUUGUCAUUCGUCAUAGAGAUGUUCGAUCCUGUCACUAUGGUGUGAUAGACAAAUUCCGUCUCCAGGUUUCGGAACAAAGCCAGAGGAAAGCCUUAGGAAGGAAAGAGGUUAUUGCUACUCUUCUCCCAUCUGCGAAAGAACAACAAAAGGAAGAAGAGGAGAAGAGAAUAAAGGAGCACUUAACCGAGAGUGUAUUUUUUGAGCAGUCCUGUCAACCAGAAAACAGAGCAGUCUCUUCAGGACCUAGUUUGCUAACUGUCUUCCUGGGAGUGGUAUGUAUUGCGGCCCUGAUGCUGCCUACUCUAGGGGAUAUGGAAUCGCUGGUGCCUCUCUACCUCCACUUAAGUGUGAAUCAAAAAUUAGUGGCUGCUUAUAUCUUAGGUAAGGGUUUUAAAGAUGCGUUGGUGCUCGUGUGUAGGGGCUUACUGAUUUCUACUGUUACAGAAUGUGUGUAAAAUACAGUCAGGCGUAGAAGUGUGAGUGGGAGGGAGAGAAAGGAUUAGCAGUGCAAGGUCAUCUGGCUACAGAGUGAGUCUAAGGCCUGCUUCCACUAUAGAUGUCUUGCAAUAAAAAGUCUUUACUGACUGUCUCCUGUCCCAUCUAUGAUGCCAAUUCUUUCUUGUACUUGUGCUCAGUGUUCCUUGGAGUGCUUUUUUUUUUUAUUUUUGAGCCAGGAUUUCAUGUAGCCCAGGCUUUCCUUGAACUCUAUAUAGCAGAGAAUUACCUUGACCUCCUGCUCUUUCUGUACUCACUUCCCCAGAACUGGGAUUACAACCAUGCACUGCUACACUAGGCUUUCUUUUUUUUUUUUUAAUUUGUACAAUAUAUGCAUGUGCUUGUUUAUUUGUUGUUUUCAUUUAGAGACAGGGUCUUACUCCAGUCCAUGCUGCCCUGCAGCUUGUUAUGUAUGCCAGGCUAGCCUCAAACUCAGCAGGAGUCCUCCUGUUUCUGCCUCUCAGGGCUAGAAUUACAGGCAUGUACCAUCAUCGCACCUGGCUUUCUGUUCUUAAUGUCAAAACUGCCUUUCUGUCUCUUGUCUCUCCGCCACUUCCCCUAUGACCUUACCCCUCAGACCAUCCAUCACAUUGCCAUGAGGUUGAUCUCCCUACUGUUUCAGUUUCAUGAUGUCUUUCUACUCUAAAAGAUCUCCAUUCAGUCCCCCAAGUCCAUGGGAUAGAGUGGAGCUCCAUAGCUUGGCAUUUACAACGGGGCUGUCCUACAGACCUCACUCAGCCAAACUCUAGCUCUUCUGCUUUAUAAAUCCUUGAACAGAGCCUUUCCUGAAAUGCCUGCUUUCUUUCUGAAAAUUUUCUGCCCAUCUUCAGGGGUUUGCCUGGGCUUUUAUGCUUGGAGACAGUGUUUCUUCUGACCAUGUCAGUCCCAAGUACUCAUCUUCCUUUACACUGCUCUGUUUUAAUUCCUCCCCAACAUUUAUUAAGACUGUGUGCACAAGCCAGUGUGGUGGCACACUCUUUUAAUCCCAGUGCUUGGGAGGCAACUUGAUCUCGGCGAGUUCAAGGUUAGGCUACUGUACUGAGUCAAUUCUAGAACAGCCAGAGCUAUGUAAAGAGGGAGGUCUUGUCUCAAGAAAAAAAAAUCACACCAAACAAACAACCCAAACCAGAGGAUGGAACAUAUGCUUACUCUCUUGAAUGGUUAUUGGUUUAAAUGUGAAGAUUCUCAGGGAAAGUGGGAACUAUAUUGCUGUGUCUUUCUGGUCUUAGGGUCCUGAUACUAUAGGCUGUUGAAGUCCCUUUGGUUUUAUAGACACUUUAAAAUGGCAUGUCUGUUGUUAUUACAGCAGAUGUGACUGGAUAAAGUAGGAGGUAUAUUUGAUGGUAGGAUUAGCUAUGACCAGACAUAAGUGAUUUCAUUAAGUCUAUCCAGUGACUGUCUAUUGUUGUAAAUUGGAUUUCUUCUGUAUAAUAUCACCUAAAUCCAAAUUGACUUUGAGCUCUUGGUCGAGUGCCUGCCUGUGGCCCUAUAUUUUAUUUGCUUGUUGAGUUCCAAACAAUUGUUUGUUGGAUGGAAGAUUUUAAAAAAUGCAUUUCUCUAACUGUCCUUCAUUUUUCCCCUUUCAGGUCUUAUCACAAUGGCUAUACUUAGAACAUGAACAAGGAUUAAAACUGACUUCUGAAGUAAAUUUAUCUUAAAAUAUGAAUGUGGACUGCCUUUUAUCUCUUCCACUCCAUUAACACACUACAAAUUAUGGAAUGAUUAUAAAUAACUGCAAAUGUAUAAUAUAUAUUUUCAAUUAGUCUAUAAUUUUAUUUGAAGGACUGUAGCACUUUAUGUUACAGACAACAAAGAUACUUCUGAGCGAUUGAUAUCUAGGAAAUUAUUUGAAGACAUUCUUUUAAACUCUAUACCUAUUAUGCAAAUAACUUUAGUUCAAUGUUAUUGUUCUUCUUUUGAUUUCGAAGUCACUUUGAUAAGGGUCAUGGGUCCUUCAAAGUUUAAGGCCUAUAUGAGCAACUGAGCUGAUUGAACAUAAAGUGACAUUGCCUAGACACAAGCACCGACAUUACUAUGUAAAUCAUAGACUUCCUCCUAGCAUUACAAGGAGUUGCUGCCAGGUUUCUUAAGCGAAUAUAUUAUAGUCAGUGUGUGAGGGGGUUGGAAACAUAAGGUACUUACUGAGGGAUCAUGCUUACCCUGGACUCGUGACAGAAGACAAGAUGUUUUAAAAUUAUCUCGUGAACUUCAGGACAGGCUGUCGUUCAGAGAACAGGCCCCUCACAGAAGUAGAUUGCUUUCCCUAUUUGGCCUGAGAGUUCUAAAGAAAGGUAGGCAUUUUUAAAAUUAAUUGGUUCAUCCUGGUUUUACUUCUGGUUAAUCCUUAAUGUAUUAAGGGGAAAAUCACUUUUUGGUUUUCUCCCAAGUCCCUUGCUUGCCUGAGUGUAAGUGACUCACCCUGGUUAGGAAUGUCAGAUGACAAUUAGUUUCUGAGGACAUGACUUUUUUUUUUUCACUUUCAAACUCUUAAGCCAAGUAGAGAAAGCCCUAAAUACCUGUGUCUAUUUUAUAUCAGUCACUGGGACGUUUUUUAAGUUUUUAUUUAUUCAAGUAAAUUUACCAAAAAAAAAAAAAAAGCCCCCUAAGCACAAUGACUUCCAUUUCUUGACAGUGUUCUCUGGCGUCUCACGUCUGUGUGUUUAACUGUUGUCACAGCAACUGAUCUUCCUCUUGGGAUUUUUAUCUGAAAGCACAAUGCAUCGAGUCUCUUGAAAAUCGAAUUCUCUUGUAGCUCUUUUUAUGGAAUAAACUUUAUGCACUGCUAACGUAACAUUCUCAAGGAAUAGACAUAAACACAAAUGUAUGCCUGAAGCUGAUUUUUUUGGGGGAGGGGGCAGGAAACGAUACUCUGCUUCUAGAAGCUUUUUGUUUAGUAUUUCAUAAAUCAUUGUUUAACCAUUUGUGUGGAGCAUAAACUAUUCAGUGGAUCAUGUCUGUACAUUGUGUAAUGACUGAAAAGCACAUAAAUGAAAUCUACUUUGAACUCAAAAA
Molecule: messenger RNA, 3960 nt
Organism: Rattus norvegicus (Norway rat)
Lineage: Eukaryota; Metazoa; Chordata; Mammalia; Rodentia; Muridae
Source: RefSeq, a predicted model, not a curated record